Messenger RNA from Mustela erminea (ermine), 19792 nucleotides. RefSeq names its product AHNAK nucleoprotein 2 (gene AHNAK2). Gene Ontology annotation, molecular function: protein binding. The transcript has 7 exons. NCBI's taxonomy places the organism in Eukaryota, Metazoa, Chordata, Mammalia, Carnivora, Mustelidae. Gene Ontology annotation, cellular component: nucleus; cytoplasm; costamere. Gene Ontology annotation, biological process: regulation of RNA splicing. The record is from RefSeq and is a predicted model, not a curated record. The coding region runs from base 367 to 19053 and encodes 6228 amino acids.
GGAGGCCAGGGCGGGCCGUGUGGCGAGGGCUGUGGAGGGGAGGGACCCGGAGGGCGGCGGACGGAGCUCAGCUGGGAUCUUCACUUCUGGGCAAGUUGGGAGGACGUCGACCUGGUGUCCGGCCGGCAGCUGCAGCCGGAGGAGCAGGAGGCCGAAACAGAAGACGACCCCUUGGUGACCGAAGGGCCCGUGGACGACAUCAUUCGGCCACGGCCACAGGGGUCCUCCCCUGUGUAUGAAUACGCGGCUGAGGGUACCAGCUUUGGACUCCCGGAGGACACACCAAGGCGGCGGGCUUCCUCAGGCUCCGGGGGACUGAGGUCCUGGUGGAAGCGAGAUUCAGGGGACUCACGGACAUUCUCCAGAAUGAGUCGACCACAGUCUGUGCAGGAGGCGACGGAGGUGACGCUGAUGACCGAGGUGGAAGCCGGAGCCAGCGGCUACAGCGUCACAGGGGGCGGGCACCAGGGCAUUUUUGUGAAGCAGGUGCUGAAGGACUCGUCAGCGGCCAAGCUCUUCAGCCUGAGAGAAGGGGACCAGCUGCUCAGUGCCACCGUGUUCUUCGACAACAUUAAGUAUGAAGACGCUCUCAAAAUCCUGCAGUACUCAGAGCCCUACAGGGUUCAGUUCCAAGUCAGACGGAAACGUCCCGCCCCAGACGACGAGGACGUGGCCGCUGGGGGCACUCAGCCUGGCCCGAAGGACAGGGAGAAGCAGGACAAAGAUGUGGCUGACGGCUCCACCGAGACCCCCCCUCAGACCCUAGAAGGAAGCGGAGACCAGGAGAGACUGCUCGCCAAGCCCAGGGAGGGCAGAGGCAGGCGAGCCCAGAAGGAGAGGCUGUCCUGGCCCAAGCUCCAAUCCAUAACAAGCAAGCGCAGGCCGGGACCGCGGAGGUCCCACAGCUCCUCCGAGGCCGACGGGCACGGGAACGCCCCAGACGUAUCCCCCACCAGCACAGACACGGAAGCCCCGCGCCCAGCGGAGGAGCGGGAGCCGAAGGCAGGACCGGACAGUCCGCGCAGGAAGAGGUUCCUGACCCUGAGAUUCAGGAUGGGCUCGGGGAAGGGCCCGACUCUGGAGGGGCGGCCCAGCGGAGGGGACCCCGGGGGAGCGCUCCAGACCGGGGUCGUAGAGGAGGCCGGGACCAGGGAGGACAGACAACAGGCCGCCGAGGCCACUGUGCUCAGCAGGAAAGAGGACUGGAUGGCAGAGGGACCGGAGGGGACACCGGAGCUGCCCAAGGAGCCUGGUGCCCCCGCCCUGGGAGCCCUGCGGGGAGGGGCCAGCAUGGUGUCCGGGGGCCGAAAACAAACAAAGGAGGCAAAGGAGCAGGAGGACGCUGUGGCCGAGGGGAGGCCUGGGCCGAGCUCACCUGCACACGGGGUGGACGGCCAGAGACAGGCGGCCCGGGGCACAGAAGUGGGGAUUGCUGGGUCCGCUGGGCCAGGCGAAGGAGACGCACGGGGCCUCCACGCAGAUAUCCACAUCCAAAUCCCCAACUUACAAACACCCAGGUUUACAGUUUCCAAAGAAAACAAACACGACCCAGAGGGAGGCCUAGCGCCGGGGCCGGAGGACAGGCGCAGAAGGACCCUGGAGGACAGGGAACACGUUGCUGAGCGGGCAGCGCCCAGGAAGCCCUCUGGGCACCGGCAACGGGGCGAGGUAGGAGGAGCAGACGGAGCAGAGGCAGGUCACAGGACAGGACACAUGACGGGCGGGGACAAGGACAAAGGAAGGAGGGAGAGCAGGAGGACGGUGCUCAAGUUCAACGUUAGCUCCUUCGCGUGGUCGCCCCGAAAGGAAGUGAGAGCCGCCUCGGAAGCACCAACGGAGGAGCUGCACCAGGAGAAAGGAGGCACCUUAACAGAGUGGACCCUGCAGACAGAGGACAAAGACACACUGAGAGAAAAACAAGAAGAAAAAAUACGCACCGAGGGGGGACAGCCAUCUGCAAGAGAGACACAAAGACAGAAGAAAGGGGAGGUGACACUGGGAGACAAGGAGGUGUCCGCCAGAGACAGCAAGUUCAAGAUGCCCAAGUUCAAGAUGCCGUCCUUCGGCGUGUCGGCGCCGAGCAAGGAUUUGGGAACCUCCGUGGACGUGACCGUGCCCAAGGUCGGAGGCGAGGCCACACUGCCGUCCCUGGGAGGGGAGGCGCGAGCCCCAGAGGGUGCCGUCCAGCUGCCCGCUGCUGACAUCCAGCUCCCUGGGGGAGAGCUGGAGGUGUCCGUCCCCGAGGCAGAGGUGGCUGUGUCCGGGCUGAAGGGCAAAGCGGAAGGGGUCAAGAUCAAGGGCCAGCUGCCCACAGUGCAGAUGCCCAGCCUCAAGAUGCCCAAGGUGGACAUCAAGGCCCCGCAGGUGGACGUCAAGGCCCCGCAGGUGGACAUCAAGGGGCCGAAACUGGACCUGAAGGCCGCCAAAGGGGAGGUGAGCGCCCCCGAUGUGAAGGUGUCCCUGCCCAGCGUGGAGGUGGACGCCCAGGUGCCCGGCGCCAGGCUGGACGCUGACCUGUCCCUGGGAGACAAGGAGGUGGCCGCCAGAGACAGCAAGUUCAAGAUGCCCAAGUUCAAGAUGCCGUCCUUCGGCGCCUCGGCGCCGAGCAAGUCCUUGGAGGCCUCCGUGGACGCGUCCCUGCCCAAGGUGCAGGCUGAGGUGUCCGUGCCCUCCGUACAGGCCGACGUCAAGGCCGGUGAGGUGACCGUGGAGCUGCCAUCCGCCGACCUGGAGGUCAAGACUGCCUCGUUGGGCCUGAAGCUCCCUGAGGGCCACGUGCCCGAGGGGGAGCUCCAGGAACCCUCGGCCGGGGCCGGACUCAAAGGGCACCUGCCCAAGGUGCAGAUGCCCAGCAUCAAAAUGCCCAAGGUGGACUUCAAGGCCCCCCAGGUGGACAUCAAGGCGCCGAAGCUGGACCUGAAGGCCGCCAAAGGGGAGGUGAGCGCCCCCGAUGUGGAGGUGUCCCUGCCCAGCGUGGAGGUGGACGCCCCGGCGCCCGGCGCCAGGCUGGACGCUGACCUGUCCCUGGGAGACAAGGAGGUGUCCGCCAGAGACAGCAAGUUCAAGAUGCCCAAGUUCAAGAUGCCGUCCUUCGGCGUGUCGGCGCCGAGCAAGGAUUUGGGAACCUCCGUGGACGUGACCGUGCCCAAGGUCGGAGGCGAGGCCACACUGCCGUCCCUGGGAGGGGAGGCGCGAGCCCCAGAGGGUGCCGUCCAGCUGCCCGCUGCUGACAUCCAGCUCCCUGGGGGAGAGCUGGAGGUGUCCGUCCCCGAGGCAGAGGUGGCUGUGUCCGGGCUGAAGGGCAAAGCGGAAGGGGUCAAGAUCAAGGGCCAGCUGCCCACAGUGCAGAUGCCCAGCCUCAAGAUGCCCAAGGUGGACAUCAAGGCCCCGCAGGUGGACGUCAAGGCCCCGCAGGUGGACAUCAAGGGGCCGAAACUGGACCUGAAGGCCGCCAAAGGGGAGGUGAGCGCCCCCGAUGUGAAGGUGUCCCUGCCCAGCGUGGAGGUGGACGCCCAGGUGCCCGGCGCCAGGCUGGACGCUGACCUGUCCCUGGGAGACAAGGAGGUGGCCGCCAGAGACAGCAAGUUCAAGAUGCCCAAGUUCAAGAUGCCGUCCUUCGGCGCGUCGGCGCCGAGCAAGUCCUUGGAGGCCUCCGUGGACGCGUCCCUGCCCAAGGUGCAGGCUGAGGUGUCCGUGCCCUCCGUACAGGCCGACGUCAAGGCCGGCGAGGUGACCGUGGAGCUGCCAUCCGCCGACCUGGAGGUCAAGACUGCCUCGUUGGGCCUGAAGCUCCCUGAGGGCCACGUGCCCGAGGGGGAGCUCCAGGAACCCUCGGCCGGGGCCGGACUCAAAGGGCACCUGCCCAAGGUGCAGAUGCCCAGCAUCAAAAUGCCCAAGGUGGACUUCAAGGCCCCCCAGGUGGACAUCAAGGCGCCGAAGCUGGACCUGAAGGCCGCCAAAGGGGAGGUGAGCGCCCCCGAUGUGGAGGUGUCCCUGCCCAGCGUGGAGGUGGACGCCCCGGCGCCCGGCGCCAGGCUGGACGCUGACCUGUCCCUGGGAGACAAGGAGGUGUCCGCCAGAGACAGCAAGUUCAAGAUGCCCAAGUUCAAGAUGCCGUCCUUCGGCGUGUCGGCGCCGAGCAAGGAUUUGGGAACCUCCGUGGACGUGACCGUGCCCAAGGUCGGAGGCGAGGCCACACUGCCGUCCCUGGGAGGGGAGGCGCGAGCCCCAGAGGGUGCCGUCCAGCUGCCCGCUGCUGACAUCCAGCUCCCUGGGGGAGAGCUGGAGGUGUCCGUCCCCGAGGCAGAGGUGGCUGUGUCCGGGCUGAAGGGCAAAGCGGAAGGGGUCAAGAUCAAGGGCCAGCUGCCCACAGUGCAGAUGCCCAGCCUCAAGAUGCCCAAGGUGGACAUCAAGGCCCCGCAGGUGGACGUCAAGGCCCCGCAGGUGGACAUCAAGGGGCCGAAACUGGACCUGAAGGCCGCCAAAGGGGAGGUGAGCGCCCCCGAUGUGAAGGUGUCCCUGCCCAGCGUGGAGGUGGACGCCCAGGUGCCCGGCGCCAGGCUGGACGCUGACCUGUCCCUGGGAGACAAGGAGGUGGCCGCCAGAGACAGCAAGUUCAAGAUGCCCAAGUUCAAGAUGCCGUCCUUCGGCGCCUCGGCGCCGAGCAAGUCCUUGGAGGCCUCCGUGGACGCGUCCCUGCCCAAGGUGCAGGCUGAGGUGUCCGUGCCCUCCGUACAGGCCGACGUCAAGGCCGGUGAGGUGACCGUGGAGCUGCCAUCCGCCGACCUGGAGGUCAAGACUGCCUCGUUGGGCCUGAAGCUCCCUGAGGGCCACGUGCCCGAGGGGGAGCUCCAGGAACCCUCGGCCGGGGCCGGACUCAAAGGGCACCUGCCCAAGGUGCAGAUGCCCAGCAUCAAAAUGCCCAAGGUGGACUUCAAGGCCCCCCAGGUGGACAUCAAGGCGCCGAAGCUGGACCUGAAGGCCGCCAAAGGGGAGGUGAGCGCCCCCGAUGUGGAGGUGUCCCUGCCCAGCGUGGAGGUGGACGCCCCGGCGCCCGGCGCCAGGCUGGACGCUGACCUGUCCCUGGGAGACAAGGAGGUGUCCGCCAGAGACAGCAAGUUCAAGAUGCCCAAGUUCAAGAUGCCGUCCUUCGGCGUGUCGGCGCCGAGCAAGGAUUUGGGAACCUCCGUGGACGUGACCGUGCCCAAGGUCGGAGGCGAGGCCACACUGCCGUCCCUGGGAGGGGAGGCGCGAGCCCCAGAGGGUGCCGUCCAGCUGCCCGCUGCUGACAUCCAGCUCCCUGGGGGAGAGCUGGAGGUGUCCGUCCCCGAGGCAGAGGUGGCUGUGUCCGGGCUGAAGGGCAAAGCGGAAGGGGUCAAGAUCAAGGGCCAGCUGCCCACAGUGCAGAUGCCCAGCCUCAAGAUGCCCAAGGUGGACAUCAAGGCCCCGCAGGUGGACGUCAAGGCCCCGCAGGUGGACAUCAAGGGGCCGAAACUGGACCUGAAGGCCGCCAAAGGGGAGGUGAGCGCCCCCGAUGUGAAGGUGUCCCUGCCCAGCGUGGAGGUGGACGCCCAGGUGCCCGGCGCCAGGCUGGACGCUGACCUGUCCCUGGGAGACAAGGAGGUGGCCGCCAGAGACAGCAAGUUCAAGAUGCCCAAGUUCAAGAUGCCGUCCUUCGGCGCGUCGGCGCCGAGCAAGUCCUUGGAGGCCUCCGUGGACGCGUCCCUGCCCAAGGUGCAGGCUGAGGUGUCCGUGCCCUCCGUACAGGCCGACGUCAAGGCCGGCGAGGUGACCGUGGAGCUGCCAUCCGCCGACCUGGAGGUCAAGACUGCCUCGUUGGGCCUGAAGCUCCCUGAGGGCCACGUGCCCGAGGGGGAGCUCCAGGAACCCUCGGCCGGGGCCGGACUCAAAGGGCACCUGCCCAAGGUGCAGAUGCCCAGCAUCAAAAUGCCCAAGGUGGACUUCAAGGCCCCCCAGGUGGACAUCAAGGCGCCGAAGCUGGACCUGAAGGCCGCCAAAGGGGAGGUGAGCGCCCCCGAUGUGGAGGUGUCCCUGCCCAGCGUGGAGGUGGACGCCCCGGCGCCCGGCGCCAGGCUGGACGCUGACCUGUCCCUGGGAGACAAGGAGGUGUCCGCCAGAGACAGCAAGUUCAAGAUGCCCAAGUUCAAGAUGCCGUCCUUCGGCGUGUCGGCGCCGAGCAAGGAUUUGGGAACCUCCGUGGACGUGACCGUGCCCAAGGUCGGAGGCGAGGCCACACUGCCGUCCCUGGGAGGGGAGGCGCGAGCCCCAGAGGGUGCCGUCCAGCUGCCCGCUGCUGACAUCCAGCUCCCUGGGGGAGAGCUGGAGGUGUCCGUCCCCGAGGCAGAGGUGGCUGUGUCCGGGCUGAAGGGCAAAGCGGAAGGGGUCAAGAUCAAGGGCCAGCUGCCCACAGUGCAGAUGCCCAGCCUCAAGAUGCCCAAGGUGGACAUCAAGGCCCCGCAGGUGGACGUCAAGGCCCCGCAGGUGGACAUCAAGGGGCCGAAACUGGACCUGAAGGCCGCCAAAGGGGAGGUGAGCGCCCCCGAUGUGAAGGUGUCCCUGCCCAGCGUGGAGGUGGACGCCCAGGUGCCCGGCGCCAGGCUGGACGCUGACCUGUCCCUGGGAGACAAGGAGGUGGCCGCCAGAGACAGCAAGUUCAAGAUGCCCAAGUUCAAGAUGCCGUCCUUCGGCGCAUCGGCGCCGAGCAAGUCCUUGGAGGCCUCCGUGGACGCGUCCCUGCCCAAGGUGCAGGCUGAGGUGUCCGUGCCCUCCGUACAGGCCGACGUCAAGGCCGGCGAGGUGACCGUUGAGCUGCCAUCCGCCGACCUGGAGGUCAAGACUGCCUCGUUGGGCCUGAAGCUCCCUGAGGGCCACGUGCCCGAGGGGGAGCUCCAGGAACCCUCGGCCGGGGCCGGACUCAAAGGGCACCUGCCCAAGGUGCAGAUGCCCAGCAUCAAAAUGCCCAAGGUGGACUUCAAGGCCCCCCAGGUGGACAUCAAGGCGCCGAAGCUGGACCUGAAGGCCGCCAAAGGGGAGGUGAGCGCCCCCGAUGUGGAGGUGUCCCUGCCCAGCGUGGAGGUGGACGCCCCGGCGCCCGGCGCCAGGCUGGACGCUGACCUGUCCCUGGGAGACAAGGAGGUGUCCGCCAGAGACAGCAAGUUCAAGAUGCCCAAGUUCAAGAUGCCGUCCUUCGGCGUGUCGGCGCCGAGCAAGGAUUUGGGAACCUCCGUGGACGUGACCGUGCCCAAGGUCGGAGGCGAGGCCACACUGCCGUCCCUGGGAGGGGAGGCGCGAGCCCCAGAGGGUGCCGUCCAGCUGCCCGCUGCUGACAUCCAGCUCCCUGGGGGAGAGCUGGAGGUGUCCGUCCCCGAGGCAGAGGUGGCUGUGUCCGGGCUGAAGGGCAAAGCGGAAGGGGUCAAGAUCAAGGGCCAGCUGCCCACAGUGCAGAUGCCCAGCCUCAAGAUGCCCAAGGUGGACAUCAAGGCCCCGCAGGUGGACGUCAAGGCCCCGCAGGUGGACAUCAAGGGGCCGAAACUGGACCUGAAGGCCGCCAAAGGGGAGGUGAGCGCCCCCGAUGUGAAGGUGUCCCUGCCCAGCGUGGAGGUGGACGCCCAGGUGCCCGGCGCCAGGCUGGACGCUGACCUGUCCCUGGGAGACAAGGAGGUGGCCGCCAGAGACAGCAAGUUCAAGAUGCCCAAGUUCAAGAUGCCGUCCUUCGGCGCGUCGGCGCCGAGCAAGUCCUUGGAGGCCUCCGUGGACGCGUCCCUGCCCAAGGUGCAGGCUGAGGUGUCCGUGCCCUCCGUACAGGCCGACGUCAAGGCCGGUGAGGUGACCGUGGAGCUGCCAUCCGCCGACCUGGAGGUCAAGACUGCCUCGUUGGGCCUGAAGCUCCCUGAGGGCCACGUGCCCGAGGGGGAGCUCCAGGAACCCUCGGCCGGGGCCGGACUCAAAGGGCACCUGCCCAAGGUGCAGAUGCCCAGCAUCAAAAUGCCCAAGGUGGACUUCAAGGCCCCCCAGGUGGACAUCAAGGCGCCGAAGCUGGACCUGAAGGCCGCCAAAGGGGAGGUGAGCGCCCCCGAUGUGGAGGUGUCCCUGCCCAGCGUGGAGGUGGACGCCCCGGCGCCCGGCGCCAGGCUGGACGCUGACCUGUCCCUGGGAGACAAGGAGGUGUCCGCCAGAGACAGCAAGUUCAAGAUGCCCAAGUUCAAGAUGCCGUCCUUCGGCGUGUCGGCGCCGAGCAAGGAUUUGGGAACCUCCGUGGACGUGACCGUGCCCAAGGUCGGAGGCGAGGCCACACUGCCGUCCCUGGGAGGGGAGGCGCGAGCCCCAGAGGGUGCCGUCCAGCUGCCCGCUGCUGACAUCCAGCUCCCUGGGGGAGAGCUGGAGGUGUCCGUCCCCGAGGCAGAGGUGGCUGUGUCCGGGCUGAAGGGCAAAGCGGAAGGGGUCAAGAUCAAGGGCCAGCUGCCCACAGUGCAGAUGCCCAGCCUCAAGAUGCCCAAGGUGGACAUCAAGGCCCCGCAGGUGGACGUCAAGGCCCCGCAGGUGGACAUCAAGGGGCCGAAACUGGACCUGAAGGCCGCCAAAGGGGAGGUGAGCGCCCCCGAUGUGAAGGUGUCCCUGCCCAGCGUGGAGGUGGACGCCCAGGUGCCCGGCGCCAGGCUGGACGCUGACCUGUCCCUGGGAGACAAGGAGGUGGCCGCCAGAGACAGCAAGUUCAAGAUGCCCAAGUUCAAGAUGCCGUCCUUCGGCGCGUCGGCGCCGAGCAAGUCCUUGGAGGCCUCCGUGGACGCGUCCCUGCCCAAGGUGCAGGCUGAGGUGUCCGUGCCCUCCGUACAGGCCGACGUCAAGGCCGGCGAGGUGACCGUUGAGCUGCCAUCCGCCGACCUGGAGGUCAAGACUGCCUCGUUGGGCCUGAAGCUCCCUGAGGGCCACGUGCCCGAGGGGGAGCUCCAGGAACCCUCGGCCGGGGCCGGACUCAAAGGGCACCUGCCCAAGGUGCAGAUGCCCAGCAUCAAAAUGCCCAAGGUGGACUUCAAGGCCCCCCAGGUGGACAUCAAGGCGCCGAAGCUGGACCUGAAGGCCGCCAAAGGGGAGGUGAGCGCCCCCGAUGUGGAGGUGUCCCUGCCCAGCGUGGAGGUGGACGCCCCGGCGCCCGGCGCCAGGCUGGACGCUGACCUGUCCCUGGGAGACAAGGAGGUGUCCGCCAGAGACAGCAAGUUCAAGAUGCCCAAGUUCAAGAUGCCGUCCUUCGGCGUGUCGGCGCCGAGCAAGGAUUUGGGAACCUCCGUGGACGUGACCGUGCCCAAGGUCGGAGGCGAGGCCACACUGCCGUCCCUGGGAGGGGAGGCGCGAGCCCCAGAGGGUGCCGUCCAGCUGCCCGCUGCUGACAUCCAGCUCCCUGGGGGAGAGCUGGAGGUGUCCGUCCCCGAGGCAGAGGUGGCUGUGUCCGGGCUGAAGGGCAAAGCGGAAGGGGUCAAGAUCAAGGGCCAGCUGCCCACAGUGCAGAUGCCCAGCCUCAAGAUGCCCAAGGUGGACAUCAAGGCCCCGCAGGUGGAUGUCAAGGCCCCGCAGGUGGACAUCAAGGGGCCGAAACUGGACCUGAAGGCCGCCAAAGGGGAGGUGAGCGCCCCCGAUGUGAAGGUGUCCCUGCCCAGCGUGGAGGUGGACGCCCAGGUGCCCGGCGCCAGGCUGGACGCUGACCUGUCCCUGGGAGACAAGGAGGUGGCCGCCAGAGACAGCAAGUUCAAGAUGCCCAAGUUCAAGAUGCCGUCCUUCGGCGCGUCGGCGCCGAGCAAGUCCUUGGAGGCCUCCGUGGACGCGUCCCUGCCCAAGGUGCAGGCUGAGGUGUCCGUGCCCUCCGUACAGGCCGACGUCAAGGCCGGCGAGGUGACCGUGGAGCUGCCAUCCGCCGACCUGGAGGUCAAGACUGCCUCGUUGGGCCUGAAGCUCCCUGAGGGCCACGUGCCCGAGGGGGAGCUCCAGGAACCCUCGGCCGGGGCCGGACUCAAAGGGCACCUGCCCAAGGUGCAGAUGCCCAGCAUCAAAAUGCCCAAGGUGGACUUCAAGGCCCCCCAGGUGGACAUCAAGGCGCCGAAGCUGGACCUGAAGGCCGCCAAAGGGGAGGUGAGCGCCCCCGAUGUGGAGGUGUCCCUGCCCAGCGUGGAGGUGGACGCCCCGGCGCCCGGCGCCAGGCUGGACGCUGACCUGUCCCUGGGAGACAAGGAGGUGUCCGCCAGAGACAGCAAGUUCAAGAUGCCCAAGUUCAAGAUGCCGUCCUUCGGCGUGUCGGCGCCGAGCAAGGAUUUGGGAACCUCCGUGGACGUGACCGUGCCCAAGGUCGGAGGCGAGGCCACACUGCCGUCCCUGGGAGGGGAGGCGCGAGCCCCAGAGGGUGCCGUCCAGCUGCCCGCUGCUGACAUCCAGCUCCCUGGGGGAGAGCUGGAGGUGUCCGUCCCCGAGGCAGAGGUGGCUGUGUCCGGGCUGAAGGGCAAAGCGGAAGGGGUCAAGAUCAAGGGCCAGCUGCCCACAGUGCAGAUGCCCAGCCUCAAGAUGCCCAAGGUGGACAUCAAGGCCCCGCAGGUGGACGUCAAGGCCCCGCAGGUGGACAUCAAGGGGCCGAAACUGGACCUGAAGGCCGCCAAAGGGGACGUGAGCGCCCCCGAUGUGAAGGUGUCCCUGCCCAGUGUGGAGGUGGACGCCCAGGUGCCCGGCGCCAGGCUGGACGCUGACCUGUCCCUGGGAGACAAGGAGGUGGCCGCCAGAGACAGCAAGUUCAAGAUGCCCAAGUUCAAGAUGCCGUCCUUCGGCGCGUCGGCGCCGAGCAAGUCCUUGGAGGCCUCCGUGGACGCGUCCCUGCCCAAGGUGCAGGCUGAGGUGUCCGUGCCCUCCGUACAGGCCGACGUCAAGGCCGGCGAGGUGACCGUUGAGCUGCCAUCCGCCGACCUGGAGGUCAAGACUGCCUCGUUGGGCCUGAAGCUCCCUGAGGGCCACGUGCCCGAGGGGGAGCUCCAGGAACCCUCGGCCGGGGCCGGACUCAAAGGGCACCUGCCCAAGGUGCAGAUGCCCAGCAUCAAAAUGCCCAAGGUGGACUUCAAGGCCCCCCAGGUGGACAUCAAGGCGCCGAAGCUGGACCUGAAGGCCGCCAAAGGGGAGGUGAGCGCCCCCGAUGUGGAGGUGUCCCUGCCCAGCGUGGAGGUGGACGCCCCGGCGCCCGUCGCCAGGCUGGACGCUGACCUGUCCCUGGGAGACAAGGAGGUGUCCGCCAGAGACAGCAAGUUCAAGAUGCCCAAGUUCAAGAUGCCGUCCUUCGGCGUGUCGGCGCCGAGCAAGGAUUUGGGAACCUCCGUGGACGUGACCGUGCCCAAGGUCGGAGGCGAGGCCACACUGCCGUCCCUGGGAGGGGAGGCGCGAGCCCCAGAGGGUGCCGUCCAGCUGCCCGCUGCUGACAUCCAGCUCCCUGGGGGAGAGCUGGAGGUGUCCGUCCCCGAGGCAGAGGUGGCUGUGUCCGGGCUGAAGGGCAAAGCGGAAGGGGUCAAGAUCAAGGGCCAGCUGCCCACAGUGCAGAUGCCCAGCCUCAAGAUGCCCAAGGUGGACAUCAAGGCCCCGCAGGUGGAUGUCAAGGCCCCGCAGGUGGACAUCAAGGGGCCGAAACUGGACCUGAAGGCCGCCAAAGGGGAGGUGAGCGCCCCCGAUGUGAAGGUGUCCCUGCCCAGCGUGGAGGUGGACGCCCAGGUGCCCGGCGCCAGGCUGGACGCUGACCUGUCCCUGGGAGACAAGGAGGUGGCCGCCAGAGACAGCAAGUUCAAGAUGCCCAAGUUCAAGAUGCCGUCCUUCGGCGCGUCGGCGCCGAGCAAGUCCUUGGAGGCCUCCGUGGACGCGUCCCUGCCCAAGGUGCAGGCUGAGGUGUCCGUGCCCUCCGUACAGGCCGACGUCAAGGCCGGCGAGGUGACCGUGGAGCUGCCAUCCGCCGACCUGGAGGUCAAGACUGCCUCGUUGGGCCUGAAGCUCCCUGAGGGCCACGUGCCCGAGGGGGAGCUCCAGGAACCCUCGGCCGGGGCCGGACUCAAAGGGCACCUGCCCAAGGUGCAGAUGCCCAGCAUCAAAAUGCCCAAGGUGGACUUCAAGGCCCCCCAGGUGGACAUCAAGGCGCCGAAGCUGGACCUGAAGGCCGCCAAAGGGGAGGUGAGCGCCCCCGAUGUGGAGGUGUCCCUGCCCAGCGUGGAGGUGGACGCCCCGGCGCCCGGCGCCAGGCUGGACGCUGACCUGUCCCUGGGAGACAAGGAGGUGUCCGCCAGAGACAGCAAGUUCAAGAUGCCCAAGUUCAAGAUGCCGUCCUUCGGCGUGUCGGCGCCGAGCAAGGAUUUGGGAACCUCCGUGGACGUGACCGUGCCCAAGGUCGGAGGCGAGGCCACACUGCCGUCCCUGGGAGGGGAGGCGCGAGCCCCAGAGGGUGCCGUCCAGCUGCCCGCUGCUGACAUCCAGCUCCCUGGGGGAGAGCUGGAGGUGUCCGUCCCCGAGGCAGAGGUGGCUGUGUCCGGGCUGAAGGGCAAAGCGGAAGGGGUCAAGAUCAAGGGCCAGCUGCCCACAGUGCAGAUGCCCAGCCUCAAGAUGCCCAAGGUGGACAUCAAGGCCCCGCAGGUGGACGUCAAGGCCCCGCAGGUGGACAUCAAGGGGCCGAAACUGGACCUGAAGGCCGCCAAAGGGGAGGUGAGCGCCCCCGAUGUGAAGGUGUCCCUGCCCAGCGUGGAGGUGGACGCCCAGGUGCCCGGCGCCAGGCUGGACGCUGACCUGUCCCUGGGAGACAAGGAGGUGGCCGCCAGAGACAGCAAGUUCAAGAUGCCCAAGUUCAAGAUGCCGUCCUUCGGCGCGUCGGCGCCGAGCAAGUCCUUGGAGGCCUCCGUGGACGCGUCCCUGCCCAAGGUGCAGGCUGAGGUGUCCGUGCCCUCCGUACAGGCCGACGUCAAGGCCGGUGAGGUGACCGUGGAGCUGCCAUCCGCCGACCUGGAGGUCAAGACUGCCUCGUUGGGCCUGAAGCUCCCUGAGGGCCACGUGCCCGAGGGGGAGCUCCAGGAACCCUCGGCCGGGGCCGGACUCAAAGGGCACCUGCCCAAGGUGCAGAUGCCCAGCAUCAAAAUGCCCAAGGUGGACUUCAAGGCCCCCCAGGUGGACAUCAAGGCGCCGAAGCUGGACCUGAAGGCCGCCAAAGGGGAGGUGAGCGCCCCCGAUGUGGAGGUGUCCCUGCCCAGCGUGGAGGUGGACGCCCCGGCGCCCGGCGCCAGGCUGGACGCUGACCUGUCCCUGGGAGACAAGGAGGUGUCCGCCAGAGACAGCAAGUUCAAGAUGCCCAAGUUCAAGAUGCCGUCCUUCGGCGUGUCGGCGCCGAGCAAGGAUUUGGGAACCUCCGUGGACGUGACCGUGCCCAAGGUCGGAGGCGAGGCCACACUGCCGUCCCUGGGAGGGGAGGCGCGAGCCCCAGAGGGUGCCGUCCAGCUGCCCGCUGCUGACAUCCAGCUCCCUGGGGGAGAGCUGGAGGUGUCCGUCCCCGAGGCAGAGGUGGCUGUGUCCGGGCUGAAGGGCAAAGCGGAAGGGGUCAAGAUCAAGGGCCAGCUGCCCACAGUGCAGAUGCCCAGCCUCAAGAUGCCCAAGGUGGACAUCAAGGCCCCGCAGGUGGACGUCAAGGCCCCGCAGGUGGACAUCAAGGGGCCGAAACUGGACCUGAAGGCCGCCAAAGGGGAGGUGAGCGCCCCCGAUGUGAAGGUGUCCCUGCCCAGCGUGGAGGUGGACGCCCAGGUGCCCGGCGCCAGGCUGGACACUGACCUGUCCCUGGGAGACAAGGAGGUGGCCGCCAGAGACAGCAAGUUCAAGAUGCCCAAGUUCAAGAUGCCGUCCUUCGGCGCGUCGGCGCCGAGCAAGUCCUUGGAGGCCUCCGUGGACGCGUCCCUGCCCAAGGUGCAGGCUGAGGUGUCCGUGCCCUCCGUACAGGCCGACGUCAAGGCCGGUGAGGUGACCGUUGAGCUGCCAUCCGCUGACCUGGAGGUCAAGACUGCCUCGUUGGGCCUGAAGCUCCCUGAGGGCCACGUGCCCGAGGGGGAGCUCCAGGAACCCUCGGCCGGGGCCGGACUCAAAGGGCACCUGCCCAAGGUGCAGAUGCCCAGCAUCAAAAUGCCCAAGGUGGACUUCAAGGCCCCCCAGGUGGACAUCAAGGCGCCGAAGCUGGACCUGAAGGCCGCCAAAGGGGAGGUGAGCGCCCCCGAUGUGGAGGUGUCCCUGCCCAGCGUGGAGGUGGACGCCCCGGCGCCCGUCGCCAGGCUGGACGCUGACCUGUCCCUGGGAGACAAGGAGGUGUCCGCCAGAGACAGCAAGUUCAAGAUGCCCAAGUUCAAGAUGCCGUCCUUCGGCGCGUCGGCGCCGAGCAAGUCCUUGGAGGCCUCCGUGGACGCGUCCCUGCCCACGGUGCAGGCUGAGGUGUCCGUGCCCUCCGUACAGGCCGACGUCAAGGCCGGUGAAGUGACCGUUGAGCUGCCAUCCGCCGACCUGGAGGUCAAGACUGCCUCGUUGGGCCUGAAGCUCCCUGAGGGCCACGUGCCCGAGGGGGAGCUCCAGGAACCCUCGGCCGGGGCCGGACUCAAAGGGCACCUGCCCAAGGUGCAGAUGCCCAGCAUCAAAAUGCCCAAGGUGGACUUCAAGGCCCCCCAGGUGGACAUCAAGGCGCCGAAGCUGGACCUGAAGGCCGCCAAAGGGGAGGUGAGCGCCCCCGAUGUGGAGGUGUCCCUGCCCAGCGUGGAGGUGGACGCCCCGGCGCCCGGCGCCAGGCUGGACGCUGACCUGUCCCUGGGAGACAAGGAGGUGUCCGCCAGAGACAGCAAGUUCAAGAUGCCCAAGUUCAAGAUGCCGUCCUUCGGCGUGUCGGCGCCGAGCAAGGAUUUGGGAACCUCCGUGGACGUGACCGUGCCCAAGGUCGGAGGCGAGGCCACACUGCCGUCUUUGGGAGGGGAGGCGCGAGCCCCAGAGGGUGCCGUCCAGCUGCCCGCUGCUGACAUCCAGCUCCCUGGGGGAGAGCUGGAGGUGUCCGUCCCCGAGGCAGAGGUGGCUGUGUCCGGGCUGAAGGGCAAAGCGGAAGGGGUCAAGAUCAAGGGCCAGCUGCCCACAGUGCAGAUGCCCAGCCUCAAGAUGCCCAAGGUGGACAUCAAGGCCCCGCAGGUGGACGUCAAGGCCCCGCAGGUGGACAUCAAGGGGCCGAAACUGGACCUGAAGGCCGCCAAAGGGGAGGUGAGCGCCCCCGAUGUGAAGGUGUCCCUGCCCAGCGUGGAGGUGGACGCCCAGGUGCCCGGCGCCAGGCUGGACGCUGACCUGUCCCUGGGAGACAAGGAGGUGGCCGCCAGAGACAGCAAGUUCAAGAUGCCCAAGGUCAAGAUACCGUUUUUCAGUUCGUCGGUGCGGAGGAAGUCCUCGGAGGCUGCCGUGGAUAUGUCCCUGCCUAUGCUCAGAGGUGAACCGUCCCUGCUCUUCCUGGAGGAGGAGUCACGUUUUGUGUCCCAUGCUCUCCACGUGCCCACUGUGGAUAUUGGCCAUCCUGCAGGAGAGCUGGAGCUGUUCGUCCCCGAAGCGGAGAUCACUGUGUCCACAACGUCUCAAAAAGCCGAAGCAGUGACCACCAUGGGCCCGCCUCUUGAGACGGGAAUGCACUCGGUCAUGAUUCCUGUUGUGGACGUCAAGGCCCCGCAGGUGGACAUCAAGUCACCGCAACUGGACAUCAAGGGCUCUAAAGAGUUCGUGAGUGCCCCUGAGAGUGACAUGUCUGUGUCUGGUGUGGACGUGGACGCCCAGGUCCACGGCUCACAGUUGGCCGGAGGUAUUAUCUCUGGGGAUGGGAAAGAUUUUUCCGCAGGGAAGACAUUCAAGAUUUCUAAAAUCAGCAUUUCCCCCUCCGUCCCGUCCCCCAGCAAGCCUUCCGGGGGAGCUGAAGACACCGCUCCUUCCUCCUCCUCCGGCCUCGGACUUCCAGUGGUCUCUGGCAGCGGGCAGCAUCUCCAUACAGACGGUGAUGUGCUUUUGUCAGUUGGAAAAGGUGGAGAAAGAAGCAAAAGCAAAAAACCCUAUUUUAAAUUGCCCAAAGUCUUCUCUCCUCCAGGGAAAACAGGUAAAGGCUUUGCAGUGUCUGCAGAGGAGCACGAAGUCCCAUCACCUGGGAGUGUCUCUGCCCAGGGGCCGCCUGUGGCUUCCGUGGAGGCUUCCCUGCCGAUGUCCAUGCUGGGUCGGCUCAGGGGUCCCCCUGUGGAACCCUCCAGCCUCGGCCCCUGCGAGGACGUCACUCUUACAAAAUUCCAGGUGACUGUCCCCAGAGGCCCUGUGCCCCCUGAGCUGCCUUGUGAAGCCCCUUCUGGGUCCCAGAUCGAUCCUCAGCUUCCGAGCUCAGCAGGGGCGGGCGACCCCAGCUCCACUGAGCACGUUCUACUGUCCCAGCCUGACGGGUCCCCGGGGCCCAUGGGCACUGUUCUUCCUGACUCUUACGGCCGGGUGACUUUUCCUAAAUUUCAUCGACCCAAAUUCUGCCUGUCACUCUCAACCUCAGGGUCCGGAGUGCCGGCGCCCGGAGACCACGAGUGCGCGUCCCCUACGUCUGCCCAGCUCGCUGCGCAGGGGCUGGACUCCUCCACGGAGGAAGCCGUGGCCCGCCCAGUGCCAGGCCCCCCGGGGCCACCUGUGGGGAUGUCUGUGUCUGAGGGGGCAGAGGGACGCGCAGGCACGGCAGGGACGGCAGCUCCAGGCAGAGGUGUCGCACGCAAGGGGCAAGGCAGUCCGGGGAGCUCACCGAGGCUUCCCUCGCUCAGCUGGUCCCCGAGGAAGGGGGCAGAGACCAAAGCAGACCCUGGCCACAGCCCGGGGGAUGCCGGCGCCCUGGGCGGCCGGCCAGGGGGUCGCGUUCCAGCUGCAGAGGCUGCUGCACACGUGACCCUCGGGAAGGAGGGAGAGGCGGGAGCGGUCAGCGCGGCUGCCCUUGCCCUGCUGAAGGUUGCGCCUCCCGGAAUGAAGGCUUCCCCAGGAGGGCCUGGCCUGCCUCAGGGAGACCCGGGUCUGGCCCGCAGUGAGGGUGGUGUUGGGGGUGUUGGCGCAGCCAUGGGCCUGCCUGAAGUGGCCGAUGUGAGCCUCCACCUCUCGGAGACCCCCAUUCCCAGCUUGGACUUUGUCCAGCCUGACCUCAGCCCCGGCGAAGCUGCGGCACAGGGGGGCCUGGCCGCAGGCCCCCUCCCUCUUUCCAAACAUGGCCUGUCUCCCCGAGACAGCGCCCAAGGCCUUGGGCUUGCGGCCGGCUCAGCAAGCCUGCUGUGUGGGGAGGGGACGGCCGCCUUGGCAGAGGAGCCCCUCCCGCCGUCCCUGAUGGUGGGGCGCUCAGAGCAGGGAGCAGCACCGGGGGGCCCCAGGGUGAGCUGGUUUAGGAUGCCCUCACUCGGCCUGCCCAGCCUCCGACGCGCCCCCAAGGAGUGGGCGGAGUCUGCAGGUGCGCCAGGGGAGGGCGAGGCAGUGGUCCCCGCACCUGCCACAGAGGUGGGCACGGCUAAGUCCCUGCAGCCCCGGGAGCCUGGUGCGGACAGGGCAGCCGCGGGCAGCCCGGCUUCUUCCUACGCAGAUGUCCUGCGGAGGAACCUUGACCCGCGCAUGCCUGCAGGGCCGUCUGCUCCCGAGGUCAGGGUCCGGCCGGGCGCAGGCUCCCUGCCCCUCCAGCUGCACGGACCACCUCCAGCAGAAGCAGGAGAGGCCCCUCUUCCUGCACCAGGGGGUCAGGGCCUGGUCGGGGGGCCCGAGGGGAACGAGGGGCCGCCUUCCCAGCCCGAGGGCCCUCUCAGACUGCGGGCUUGCAGCACGCACUUGCCGUCGCAGGUUUCCGUGGUCAGUGUGGGUCGGGUCUGGGAAGACUCUGUGCUGCGCGUCCAGAUCCCCAAGUUAAAGGUCCCGAAGUUCAGCUUCCAGGCCCCCAGCUCGGAGGCCGUUGUUUUCGUGCCCAGUGUGAGAGAGCUGUCCUGCCCGCAGAGAGCUCCCGACGCGGCCCUGCUCACAUGCAGUGCUGGAGGGCGGGGCACCCGCACCCCGGAGGCCCCCCCGGCCCUCAGCCCCCCCUCAGAAAGUGCCCCCGUUUGUAAGGUCAGGGUGCACAUCCAGGGCGUGGAGGCGGCCAGCCGCCAGGUGGCCGUGCACAGCAUGGUGACCACUGUGUGCACUGAGCUCUCGGGGCCCGAGGUCUCUCCUACCCAGAUCGUGCGGGAGUCAGAGGUCCCCAUGUCAGAGACCCAAACGCUUUCUUACGGGUUUUCCUUGCUAAAGGGGAGGGUCCCAGAGCCCCCAACACGGGCACGAGUGCACGUGGCGCCUGCAGACCGUGGGCCAGCGGGACACCGAGAGGCUCAGGAACUGGUGGUCCCAGGACCGGACCCCACUUCUGGAGACCUCCAGCCUGACACCGGGGAGCCUUUCGAAAUCAUCGGUCCCAGCGUAGACGAGCCGGGACCGGCAGCGGGCCCGUCCGACCUGCGCUCCGGCCGCGGGCGCACAGACAGCUGCUCCGACGAUGAGCCGGCGGAGAUACUCGAGCUCCUGCCGGAAGAGGACCAGGAGACAGAGGAGGCCGGGGCCCGGGCUGCAGACGACCAGGCUCCCAAAGCAAGACCGGAAGGCAAAAGGUCCUCUGGUCUGUUCAGGUUUUGGCUCCCGAGCAUCGGCUUUUCCUCCUCGGUCUCCGAGACCAGUGCCGAUUCCCCAGCCGGUGCCCAGAGACCGGCUCCUGUGCAGACCCAGCCCGAGGCGCGGCUGCCUCCCUCGCAGGAGAAGGGGGGCUGGUUCCGAUUUCCCAAGCUGGGCUUCUCCUCCUCCCCUACCAAGAAAGGCAAAAGUGCAGAAGAGGAGGCCAGCCCAGCCGAGGAAAACCUCCAGGACGAGGCAGGCACCUUCUACGAUGCGCGAGAAAGCCUCUCCCCGGAAGAGCCAGGAGCCGGGGAGCCGGCAGAGGCGGUGGGCGCCGGCGCGGCUCCAGUUCCACGGUGACCUCCGCGGCAAGAACCGAGCGGGUCCUGCUGCAGCGGGACGCAGCCGCCAGCCGGCAGUCCGCGCCCGGCCCGCCAUGGCAUGAGGACUGGGAAGGGGAGACUGUUCCACGCCCACACCGAGCUCCAGAACCCCCUCCCACCCGACCGCGCGGGCACCCACCGCUCUCCUGGCGCUGAGGCGCGCAACACACAGCCGGCCCCGACGCGCGGCCGAGCUGCAGAAGCGGGGAGGCAGCCCGAUGGCCCAGGCGCCAGGCGCCGUCCAGGGUGGGGGUGCUGCGCCGGCGGCUGGGGUGAGGCCUCCCUGAGCCGCGCCUCCAGGGAGCCACAGGCAGUGCCCAGCGGGUCCCAGCCGCGCUCUCGGGGAAGGGGGUGGUUAACCACCGUGGGUGUAGAUGUAGUGUUUGCCGUGGCCCCUGUCUUCUCCUGCUGCUUCGGGCAACGUGGUUUCCCUCGACUCCAGGCAGUCGGGUGCGUUCCAGGAGCCCCCUGCCUGCUUCGCUGUAAGGAGCUCGUGUGUGGGACAUCCUCCCCCGGGCAAGCCUGGGUGCUUGGUGUAGAUGCGGCCCACGCGGCUGGACAUGGCGGUCGAGGGGGGAGCCGGUGGAGGUCUGCAGUGUCCCGCCCGCACAGCCCUCACUGUACACGCUGCAGCCAGGACGCCAUUGGAACCCCCCCUCCCCGCAAAGGACAAUAAAGAGCAAGACCCACCCCAGCACCGGCUGCGGCUGCGAGGU